Molecule: messenger RNA, 2919 nt
Organism: Pseudo-nitzschia multistriata
Lineage: Eukaryota; Bacillariophyta; Bacillariophyceae; Bacillariales; Bacillariaceae
Source: the annotation of a GenBank genome assembly
GGAUAGCAACUACAACAAUCAUUGUAGAAGCCAGCAUCCAACACCCAAGACAGCGACCAAAACCACGGUAUCUGCAUUCGAUUGAAACGUCUACCGCAGCGACAGCAUCUUGAAGCACAAAACCCUUGCAUCAUGACGAUCGAGCAGGCAGAAACAGCACAAGACGAGCUGUCGGCCUGGAGGAAACGACGCGCGGAGCGACAACGAAAGAGGCAACAAGACCAGGCCGAUAACGAGGACGACUUUGCUGCGCUCGCUCGCAACCUAGAGGGCGACCAUAACGAAUCGGGGAGGAAAGAAACCGCUGGAGAUGACGACGACGAUGACGAUGACGUUCCCUAUGUGCCACUGGCAAAGCGGAAGAAACUGGAGAAGGAAGCCCUGAUUGGAGGCAUGACCCACAGAAGACGGCACCUCGGGUUGGACGAUGCCGAUUCCUCGGGACUCGGCGAUGACGGUGGYAAAUCGUCGACAACCGGGGCGGAAGGCGGCGGCAAAACGAAAACGAACGACGGCACCAGCAACGGCGACGGCGACGAGGAAACCCCGAAGGCCGCCGAUCCGCAAAAGGUCGAGUCCCUCCUCGACUCGGCCACGGCCCUCCACGAUGCCCUCACCGAGGAAGAGCGAGCCGAAAAGCUGCGCAAGGAGGAGGAGGCCAGAAUYAUGAAGGAGGCCUCCAAGGUGCAGACCAACGCGCUGCAGGCKGCCUCCGAGCUCGCCAAGGGGAUCGAAUACAAAGAGUCCAUGCCGUCGACCUGGACCUGCCCGCGGUACAUUUUGAACCAGGGCGAAGAUGCCUGGGAAAAGAUUCGAAAAGAAUGGCACAUGGAGUGCGAGGGCGUSGACAUUCCCCCGCCGUGCAAGCGGUUCGUGGACAUGAAGUUCGCCCCGCCGAUUCUGGAGGUUCUCAAGCGGAAGGGAAUCAAAAAACCAACGCCCAUUCAGAUGCAGGGACUCACUGUGGUACGUAGGAAUCGUUUCGGGUCUUUGUGAAUCUGUGUGUUUSGUSGGUUGCUGAUUKGGUUGUGGGGUUGRGGACAUAAAUAUUUAGGGGCUGCACGUACUCAUUGCGUGUCCCUUUCCCAUUUGGACGGUGCGAUGCGAUACUCAUCUCUUUUUCUUGUUUUUCGUUCAUGUUCCUCUCCAACGAAAUUCCUGUUCCGUUCCUUUCAGGCACUUGCAGGCCGUGAUUUGAUUGGGAUCGCCUUUACCGGAUCGGGAAAGACGCUCACCUUUGGGUUGCCUUUGGUCACGGUGGCACUGGAAGAAGAACUGCGGAUGCCACUCGCUCCMGGCGAGGGGCCCGUCGGGAUCAUCCUUGCGCCCUCUCGAGAAUUGGUCCGGCAGACCUACGAGGUAGUGAUGGAAUUCUGCGACGAGAUUUCGAAAACACCGGGGUAUCCAGAKAUUCGAACGCAGCUGGUCAUCGGGGGAGAAUCGGUGAAGGACCAAUUGAUGACGCUGCAGGCGCAGGGAAUCCAUUGCGUGAUCGCUACGCCGGGCAGACUGAGGGAYAUACUGAAGCGAAAGGCGAUGAAACUMGACAACUGCCGUUACAUUGCACUGGACGAGGCCGAUCGGUUGCUGGAUCUCGGCUUUGACGAGGAACUGGCAGAGAUCAUGAACAGCUUCGGCCACCAGCGGCAAAAUCUUUUGUUCUCGGUACGUUCGUCGGUUCGUUCGUUYGUUCGUUYGUUUGUCCWGURGAUUCGAUACGAYACGGCUUGGUGCACGUUGUGUUUUGAUCACUGCCCGUUUGAUUGCAUCUCACCAUCGACCRUKRAAUUGUAUUCAAACACAGGCUACAUUUCCGAAAAAGUUCCAGGUACGAUACAAACUGUACCGUCUCCAUCAAAACAAUUGGGGAUUUCACACGACUUAAYAUUGUUUCGUAUCUGGUGUUGACCAUUGUGGAUCUCGUUUCAUUUUCUUUAAUUUUCUCACCUUUGAACUUUUYUGCUUCCAGGAUUUUGCACGAGAUACCUUAAUCAAACCAAUUAUUGUCAAUGUCGKGCGUGCGGGAGCGGCCAACCUUGAUGUAAUCCAAGAGGUAGAAUAUGUCAAGGACGAUGUAAAAAUACCGUAUCUAUUGCAAUGUUUACAGAAGACUGCUCCUCCUGCGAUCAUCUUUUGCGAGCGAAAAGGAGACGUAGGUGCGUUCUUUGUGUUCCAAAAUGGAAUAGCGUGCAAUAUGUGUUUUCUAUGCCGUGCCUCGCAUCUGGCGUUUUSUUCCCCCAUUCUCAUCUUUUUCAAUGUUUUGGAYGCAACUAUUUUGUUCCWAUGGUUGAUUGUCGCCACCCCACACACAGACGAUAUCCACGAGUACCUUUUGCUCAAGGGCGUCGACGCCGCCAGCAUACACGGUGGCAAGGAGCAAGAAGAACGGAACGAGGCUAUCAAAGACUUYAAGGCGGGAUCCAAGGACGUGUUGGUAGCGACCGACGUCGCCGCGAAGGGUCUCGAUUUCCCCCAGAGCAUCCAGCACGUCAUCAACUUCGACAUGCCCAGCGAAAUCGAAAACUACGUCCACCGAAUCGGCCGAACCGGCCGCUGUGGCAAAACGGGGGUUGCGACCACGUUCAUCAACAAGAGUUGCGAGGAGACGACGCUCUUGGAUCUCAAGCACCUGCUCAAGGAAGCACGCCAGCGAAUUCCGCCGGUUCUGAUGAUGCUGGACGAUCCGAGAGAUCGAAACGGCGGUGCGGGGUGUUCGUACUGCGGAGGUUUGGGCCACACGGUGGUGGACUGUCCCAAGAUCGACAAAAACGCGAGGCAGAUGGCCAGCGGUCGAAAGGAUGCCCUGGCAACCGGCGACUACGGCGGGGAUUGGUAGCAACACCUCGAUUGCGACGUUAUCGCAAGCUGCUGGGCUAGGGAAAGUAAGGGCUCAUAGUUUGUCCCCUGCACAUCUUGUCC